Gekko japonicus is the source of this 1227-nucleotide messenger RNA. Its product is annotated as complement receptor type 2-like. NCBI's taxonomy places the organism in Eukaryota, Metazoa, Chordata, Lepidosauria, Squamata, Gekkonidae. The transcript has 9 exons. The record is from RefSeq and is a predicted model, not a curated record. Gene Ontology annotation, biological process: negative regulation of complement activation, classical pathway.
AUGCAUGACAGAUGUCCUGCACCUCAAGAGAUUGCUAAUGGGAAACCUGACGCUGAAGUUUUGGAAGAUUUUGCCCAUGGGUCCUCCGUGACUUACCAUUGUGACCCAGGUUACUUUCUCACUGGUACAGCAACAAUAUACUGUCUGACUUCUGGAAUGUGGGAGUCACCCAUCCCUCAGUGUAAAGUCCUGCAAUGCCACAGACCCCCACAAGUCCAAAAUGGGUUUCACAGCAACCAGGAAGCAGCAGUGUUCAGUGCUGGAAUGUCUGUGAAAUACACAUGUGAGCACGGGUACACUCUGAUUGGUGAGGCAGCCAUGUAUUGCACUGAAUCUGGCACAUGGACUCUCCCUGCCCCUCGCUGCAAAGUACUGCAGUGUAAUCCUCCUCCACCUAUUUCCAAUGGUGAGCACGAUGGCCAUGGAUUGGCAAACUUUCCUGUUGGCACAUACGUAAAUUAUUCUUGUAACCCUGGCUACCUGCACGUUGGCGAUGCCUCCAGUCACUGUACAGCUUCUGGAGCAUGGAGUCAGCCUAUACCUCAGUGUGAAGGAUGCCUUGCACCUCAAGAGAUUGCCAACGGGAGACUUGAUACUGAAGUUCUGGAAGAUUUUGCCUUUGGAUCCUUUGUGACUUACCAUUGUGACCCAGGCUACUUUCUCACCGGUGCAGCAACAGUAUAUUGCCUGUCUUCUGGAGUGUGGGACCCAUCUGUCCCUCAGUUCAAGGGCUGUAUUCGUCCAGAAAUUCAUAAUGGAAGAAAAACAACAUCUAAAUUGCUCUUUAAACCCAGGGAGACAACCACAUUUGAAUGUACUCCUGGUUACAUUCUGAAAGGAAACAAUACAAUUGAAUGCCAAUCUGACAGCACGUGGGAUCUUCCUGUGCCUCUAUGUGUCAGGGGUUAUGUGAAAUAUACAUGUGAACAUGGGUACACAAUGAUUGGUGAGGCAAUGAUUUAUUGCACUAAAUCUGGCACAUAGAAUUUCCCUGCCCCUCGGUGCAAAGCAAUUGGCUGCAUCCUUCCACAGAUUCCUGGGGGCAAAAAGGCAAAUGUAGAAAACAUGCUUCAGUCUGGAGAUAAUGUGACUGUUCAAUGUGAGGAUGGAUAUGUCUUGGAAGGUAGCCCGUAUAUUCAGUGUCAACAUGAUUUCACAUGGGAUCCUCCUGUGCCAGUUUGUAAACCAGGUUUCUACCUCUUGGCUUCAAUAAGCUUUGGUAAGUAA